This is a messenger RNA of Chrysoperla carnea, 5273 nucleotides long. It is a transcript of the gene Dab, whose product is annotated as protein disabled. The record is from RefSeq and is a predicted model, not a curated record. Bases 138 to 5168 code for a protein of 1676 amino acids. The transcript has 9 exons. NCBI's taxonomy places the organism in Eukaryota, Metazoa, Arthropoda, Insecta, Neuroptera, Chrysopidae.
AUUUUAUUACCGGAAUUUGCUCAUUAACUAAAUAAAUAAUAGAUAAAAAUGAACCUUCCAGGUUUUUGGGAGAAGGGGUAAGUUUUAAAGCGAAACUUAUCGGAAUUUUGGAAGUAAGUGAAGCACGUGGUGAUCGAAUGUGUCAAGAAGCACUCGCCGAUUUAAAAAUGGCAAUACGUGCAGCUGGAGAACAUAAACAACGCAUUACAAUUCAUGUGGCAAUUGAUGGUCUUCGCUUACGAGAUGAAAAAACUGGAGAUUCUCUUUAUCAUCAUCCUGUUCAUAAAAUAUCGUUCAUCGCUCAAGACAUGUCUGAUUCAAGAGCGUUUGGGUAUAUUUUUGGAUCACCAGAUACCGGACAUCGAUUUUUUGGAAUUAAAACCGACAAAGCUGCAAGUCAGGUAGUCAUUGCCAUGCGAGAUUUGUUUCAAGUCGUUUUUGAAUUGAAAAAGAAAGAAAUUGAAUUAGCCAAACAACAUCUUGAACAAAAAUCAUAUGUUUCAAAUUCAAAAAUAGGUUAUCUUGGAGAUUCACAUUUAACAUCUAAAAUGAACUCAAUAAGUGAAUCAAGCGUGUCUGGGAAACUAUCAUCCACCAGUGAUUCCAGCAAAGGUGCUAGUGGAGGACCCGCACCAGAAGCAAUUGCCGAUUUAGUAGACUUGGAGUUAGAAUUAAGUAGUAUACAACAAGGUAUCCAUCAAAUGGAACGAAUAACACCGUCAGAUCCAUUUGGUCCCAAUAAAGAAGAUCCUUUUGUAUCUGAUCCAUUCGGAGAUUCUUUUACAAGUUUUCCCAAGCCAUUUUUACCACCACCUCCAUCGGCUAAAGAAAGAUCGAAUCGUGUUGCUAGUGAAUCUGGUAGUAUAUUUAGUCCACGUCCAGGAUUAUUAUCUGCUAGUAGUGAUACAUCACGACAAGACAGUUCAAUGUUUGAUAGUCCUACGGAUAAUUCCGAAUGGUUUUCUGCAGGGUCUUUUACAAAUGACGAUUGUGGACCUGCAAGUGCUACUUCAACUACUAACGAAAGUGCUACAGAACAAGCUUCAAAACAUGAAGAAACUAAGAACCAAAUUUUAGCCCAAUUUGAUGUUUUUACCGAACUAGAUCCACUAGGCACAGGAAAAAUAAAACCAUAUGUUGAUAAAAAAUUAUUUUUCCAAGAAUUAAAAAAUCCACCAAAGAAAGUACUAAAAGAUUUAGUACCAACAUCAAGUGUGCUUCCUGCAACAACGGUUUCUACAGCAAGUGCAACCACGACAACGGAAACCGCAAAACCGUUCAAGGCAAAUUUUGAUAAAAAGACUGAUUCAUUUCAAAUGGAUCCAUUUGCAGACGAUCCAUUUGAUAAAGUGGAUCCAUUUGCAGAAGAAGAAUUUCGACCGCAGCCACAGGAUCCAUUCAAUACAGACUUUGUGGUCGAUUUUAAAAUGUAUAACAAACAAGAAUUAAAACCAAUACAGAAUACAUCGUUAGCGUCUAAAACAGAUACAACUAAAGAAUUAAUUGAUUCUUUAAAAUUCCCUCCAAUCGAAAAUAUUUUAGAUGAUAAUACGACAUCGGAAAACAACUUUUCAAAAUCACCAAGUCAAUCGAAAACAGUUUCUUCAAUUGAAAAACAUAUAACAUCCAUUGAAAAACAAUUUUCUUUGCAAAAUUCUGCAUCUCCAUCUAAGUCAUUAUUUUCAAAACAAAAUACAUUUGACUGUAAAUUUGAAUUCCCGGAUAAACGAAAAGAAUUAUCGUUGUUACACGAAAAUCCAAGUUUAGAUUUAUCGUCGGAAUCGGAAUCAACAGCUCCAGAACCUCCUCCACGCCCAUCAUCAAAUAUAACACCUACAAUUAAGCCUCCUCCGCUCCCUCCGAAAAAACAACAAACUGAUAUGUUAAUGAAGCCUCCACCUAGACCUCCACAUACAGAUCUAGAUUCACAUUACGAUUAUAUUGAUGGUGAAAUGAAUAGUUUGGAUUCAUUAGAUAAAAGUCCACCAUUACCAGUGCCUAGUAGGAAAUCUCAAAAAUCUGAAUGGGAAAUUGGAAUGGCACCACAACGACCUAAAAAAACACUUUCAGUUACAUCUAGUCAAGAAGAUUAUUUAACUCCAGUUGCACCUCCUCCCUUACCUCCUCAGAAAAAAGAUACAACAAGAAAAGACGCACCUAUAUUACUUCCGCCCCCACAAAAACGUGAAGUAUCAAAAAAGAAAUCACCUGUGAACUAUGCAUCCCCUACUAUUAAACCACCAAAACCAGAGCCUCAACCUCAACCUGUUGAAGAUAUUUCAGAUAUUACGUUAACUGAUUUAACUACAAGUGGUUUAGAUAAAUUAGCUGCAAAAUUAAAUGUUCCAGCAAAUAAGUUAUCAAGCAUGACUUUAGUGGAAUUAACAGCAUUUUUACAAGAAUACAUUUCGAAUCGUAAUAAAUACUAUGAUCAAAAAAGUGGUCAACAAACAGAUUCCACAUUUCCCACAUUUAAAGCUGAAUUUUCUAUGAAUUUUAGCGAUUUUAAUGAUAGUACAAAAGUAACUGCAACAAAUACUGAAAAUUUUGAUCGAUAUGCAGUAUUUCGUGAACUUUUAGAAAAAGAUGAAGCCGAAAAAAGUGCAAAAAUACCUACGGUUUCAACGCCAGAAAUAAGUACAACAAUACCUGAAGUUAUCACGGAAAAUAUUCAGAAUAUUAAAUUAAAUGAUGAAAUACCUGUAAAAGAUACAAACACUACACCGUCAGCUGAUCGAUACGCCGCUUUACGUGAAAUUAUUGUCGAAGAUUUAGAAACAAAUGUAGAAGAAAAAGAAUUGAAUAUUGAUGUAAACGAAGAUGAAAUAAAAAAUAAAGAAGACAAAAUUGUUGAGCAUCAAAAUGAACAAAAUGAUUUGAGUCAAGUGACCAAUAAAGAAGAGGAAGAUGUUGACUUGUUUCAUUCGAUUGAUAAUUCAAUAUUUAAUUCAGAAAAAAUCAAGGAGUCGAAUAUUAUUGAAUAUCGAAAAUCAAUUGAGUUAGAAAUGAAUGAAAUACCGACAAAAGAUAUUGAUAAUGAAAUAACCGUUGCAAAAUCGCCAUCAAAUAAAUCACCAAUUCCAAUUACAGAAAUUGUAACACAAUCUACGAAUCAUUUAACUUCGGGAUCAUUGUCCGAUGUAAUUAGCAACUCAUCACCUGAAAUGGAUAAUCGUUCUCCAGAUGUAAAGAAAAAGGAGACAACAGCGGAAAGUUGGGCAAUAUUUGAUACACCUAAAAUUCAAAAACCGAUGCCGAAAGAAAAGCAUAAUCAAAGUGAAGAAGGAAUCAGUCCAUGGUCAUCUGAUUCUAAGGAAUUUACAAACACAUCUCCAACUGUUGAUUGGCGUAAUCGAAAAGAUUCAGGUGGUAGCGGCAGUGAUAAACAAUGGCCAAAACAACCAAGAAAUAAACCUGAUGCUGAUAAUCGAGGUUGGUGGGAUUCAGAAUUAAAAUUACGUGGAAAAUAUGACAGUCAUCAAUUAUCUCGAGAAGAAAAAGAGCGACAUCGAAGAUCAACUGACAGUUACGAUGACGAAUAUGAAAUGGAGAGAAGUUAUCAUGGUGGGCGAGAUAGACGUAUUAAACAAACUUCUAGUUCAUGGAAUAGAGGUCAUCAGUCGUCAUCAUCUCGUGAUGUUUCACCAUGGGAAGAGGAACCUUGCAGAGAUUGGAAUCGUCGAAGAGGACCUCCACAUUCACGUAAAAGUAGGGAUUCGUGGGACGAAGAAGAUGAUUAUGAAUAUGAAGCCGAUCAUCCCGAAGUUCGUUGGUCAAAUAGAAGAUCAGGGUCUAGAGAACGGCACAGUCGACGAACGGGACCUGUUGAAGAUGUUUGGAGCAUGGAAGAUAGGCGACAUGGUCCUCGACGGCGACAUAGACCGUUACCUGAUUCCGAGCAUCACUGUUGCGGAGAUUGGGAACAAGAUUCCGAUGCUGGAUACAUCGAAGAGCCUAGAUAUUCAAAUAGAUACAGCCAAGAAAUGUGGAGAGAGCGUGAUAGGAAAAAAAUUUGUGAUGAAGAUAAAUAUUAUUCAAGAAAUCAUCCUGGUCAAGAGUCUUGGGAUGAUGAAUAUCCAGUUGAUGAAGAACCACAUGGAAGUCGAUAUCUUACAGCCAAAAGAAAUUGGAAAAGACCUUCAAGUGCUUCAGAAAUGGAUAGGAAAUCUGGUGAAAAUAAAUCAAAACAAAAUCCGUAUCAUAUGGUAAUGGCUAGCAGUGAUGGUGAACGAGAACGGCGAUACAAAACUACUGGCCGACGGGCUCGCAGUCGGGAUUCAGAAAUAACAUAUAAUAGGCAUAAGUUAGAUCCAGGUCUAACAUUGAGGCACAGGAGCAGAGAUAGACAUCCAAAAUCUCCAUUCGAAGAUGAUUUCUCUGAACAAUCAUUAGAUACACCUAGUCCAAAAACAAAAUAUGGUUUUAAUAUAACCAAAACUAACAAAAAGUCUUUAACUAGUCCAAAGUCUGAUAUGGAAUCACCACAAUCCAAUUUACCAAAACAACGGCAUUCACAAAAUAGUGAUUUCGAAGCAACAACGCCGGUAGGAAAUUUUAAAUUUGACGAUUUUGUGUCCGGUAAUGCAGAAAAGUUCGAAUCUGAUAAUUUUGAUAAAGAUGGCCCUCCAAAGAGUACCAAAGCAACAUUUGAAACAGAUUUUUUUGAUAAAGGAUACAGAAAACCACCUAAUACUCGAGAACAACUAUUCUUUGAUAAUGAAUAUCAACCAGAGAAAGAUUAUCGGCCAUCAAGGACAAAAAUUAAUUUCCGACAAGAAUCACAAUUUGAGGAUGAUUUUUCUCCAACAGACAAACCGAGUGAUCGCGAUAGUGAAAAUGUUCGUAUAGCCGAAGAAACUGUUGAACGUGUGGAUGCAUUUACUUCGAAGAAUAAUUUAGAUAAAAGUGUCAAUUUUAAUGAAAGUAGAAAACAAAAAAGUUCGUUAGGAAAACGUUUAUCUGGAACAAUGCGACAAGAUUUGAAUUUAAAAAAGUCUGAAUCGAUUAAUAUAUUUGCUAGAGAAAGUGAUCCGUUUGAUGAUGACUUCUUUAGUAAACCGGAAAAUGGUGCUGUGGUUAUUACUCGUGAUCAUAAAAAUACAAUAAAUGAAUCUGUACAGUGGUCGGAAGAUUUUGAUUGUUUUGAAGUUAUAGAUGAAGAUCAAUAAAACUAUUUAUAAAAAGAAAUACUCACACCUAACUAAUUUUUAACGCCAUCACACCGUUAAUAUAAUGUAAUUUGUUUUUAUUAAUGUUUUAAUCAGCAAUUUUUA